AUGAAUUUUGAUUUUUUAUAUAAAUCUAUUAUUGAAGAAGUUCGAACAAUUUUUUUUUUUUUUUUUUUUUUUUUUUUUUUUUUUUUUUUGUUUGGAUUCUACUACAAAACUCAUCAAAAAAAAAAGAUACAAAUGGCUGAUGAUAAAAAAAGAGAAUUAGAGGAAACUUCUACCACCACUGAAGAAACCUCAACAGAAGAUAAUCAUACAAAAAAGAAAUUAAAAGUUGAUCCAACUCCUUCAGUAGAAGACAAUAAUAACAAAACUACAGAAAAUAAAGAAACAGAAGAAAAUAAAGAACCAACAACUACUACCACCACUACUGAAGAAAAGAAAGAAGAGAAAAAAGAAGAAGAAAAUAAAGAAACAACAACAACUACUACUGAUGAAAAAAAAGAUGAUAAAAAAGAAGGUGUAGAAGAAGAAAAGAAAGAAGAAGAAAAAAAACCAACUUCAAUUUUUGGUUCAGGUUCAUCAAUUUUUGGUUCAGGUUUCCCAUCAACUGGAUUUGGAUCAGCAUCAAAUACAUUUUCAUUCAAUUUAAAUAGCACAUCCUCAUUUUCAUUUGGAUUUAAUAAAUCAUCAACUGAUUCAUCUUCCAAUACUACAGGAACUAGCUUAUUUGGAAAUAAUAACAAUAAUAAUAAUAAUAAUAAUAAUAAUACUAAAAACGAUGAUAGCGAAAAAUCUGAAAGUUCAGUUUCAAAUAAUGGUUGUGAUGAAUCUGAUAAUACCACAUUCGAACCAAUCAUUCAAGCUCAAGAAGUUGAGUUAAAAACUGGUGAAGAAGAUGAAACUACUUUAUGUUCUACUAAAGGUAAAUUAUAUAUUUUACAAGAUAAACAAUAUAAAGAAAGAGGUGUUGGUACAAUUAGAGUUAAUAAAGAUUUAGAAGAAAAGUCUAGAAUAAUUAUGAAUGCUGAUGGUUCAAAGAAAAAUAUUUUAAAUGUAAACAUUUUCCCAAAAAUGAAAGUAACCUCACCAAAUGAAAAAACUUUAACAUUCAUUGCAUUUGAAGAUGAUAAAAUUUGCACUUUUGUUUUAAUUGCAAAACCAGAAGAAAUUAAAAACUUUUCAACUGUUAUAAAUAAACAAAUCAGUAGCCUCGAAGUAGCUUAA
This is a messenger RNA of Dictyostelium discoideum AX4, 1119 nucleotides long. RefSeq lists its product as hypothetical. Lineage: Eukaryota; Evosea; Eumycetozoa; Dictyosteliales; Dictyosteliaceae. Gene Ontology annotation, cellular component: nucleus. The record is from RefSeq and is a predicted model, not a curated record. The coding region runs from base 1 to 1119 and encodes 372 amino acids. The transcript is spliced from 7 exons.